AAAGGCUGCCAUUUUCUUUCAUUCCAUGAUAUCCCGAAAGCCGAAUUUCGAGGUACCGACUGUAAUUUCACUCAAUAUUGCAGGGUCUGUAUAAUUGGAAGUGUCUGAACAAUCAGUGGAAUUUUCCUCAAACACCAUGUUUUGAGAAUUUUCUUGGAGGCAUGGCAUUUGAAAAAAGCAUCAGUCGCUUACAUUGAUUAUCAAGACAGAUAACUCUGUCACGUCACAUGACCUCAGCUUGUAGAGCUAGGAUCUCCAUAUGACGAUGGCCACUGAGUCACUUCAGCCACAAGAUUCCCGCGGCAGUGGCAUCAAAGGGGCUGUCCUGUGUAAGCAGUCGGAGAUAGAGGAAGACGAGCAGGAUACCAGUCCAGGAUCGGACCAGUCAGAUGCUACAAUCACUGCCGGGGACAAAGAUGUUCAAGGUCAAGGUGAUAAUGCUCCUGAGAUUGUCCAAUCAGAUGUCAGCAUUUCAGAGGAGCCAAGUUUGUCGACCAUUCAGAAUGGAACUCAAAAACUGAAGCAGCUGAAAAGAUCAGGUAAAGCAUUUGAAGAAUCGCCAUCCCCUGAUCCUCAUAUGCUGACCCCGGAGUCUGGCUCAAAUGGUCUGACCUCAUUAAAUCAUUCCCAGUCAUCAUCCAGAGAGAGGCUGCAUAAAUGUGGAUCACAGGGGUCUGAAGCAGGAUCUUCAUGUCUGUCACGUGAUUCCAGUUUUGAGUCUCCGUACAAAGAUUCUACAGGGAUCAAUCUGGAGGACUUCAUUCAUAAAACAAUAAAUAAAUCUCCCAAAGAUAGAAACAUGUUGCUGAAAUUAGAAACUGAUCUUAUUAACUUUAUCAAUGAGCCCAAACAUCACUACUUAAAGUUUCCACAGAUGUCAUCCUAUGAUAGGAUGUUAGUUCAUAGAAUUGCAGCGUACUUUGGAUUAGACCAUAAUGUAGACCAGACAGGAAAAUGUGUCAUUGUCAACAAAACCUCCAACAAAAGGAUACCUGAUUUCAGUUUUAAAGAACAUAUUGACAACCUAGAUUCAGUUCCUAAGGUCAAGUCCAUUAUUCAGAGAGAGAACAAGAGUCUGGAUGACAGAGAUAUAUACCCAAGAAAUUUAGACAAACCUUCUUUAGCACACACAAAAGCAAGGUCAUUUGAGGAGAGAAGAAAACGUUAUGAGAAAGUUCGAAGUAAAAUUUUCAAUAGCUGUGAUGCUGAUCCUAGCCAAGAGCCAAUGGCAUUUACUGAAGACGAAAUGAAGAAUGGAAUACCAAACAUGAUGUACAUUGGUAAGAAACCUGUUCGUCCUUCCAGUAUAAGUAGGAGUUCUGAGGGACAUCCCUGGAGCUCCACAGAUUCCAGUGGUUAUGGAACAGAUUGUUCAUCCAGAUCAAAGGGAAUUCCAAAGGCCAACAGCUUUGGUGGGUUACCCCACUCACAACAUAUCAAAACAUCUAACAAGAGCCAGAGUUUGUGUAAGGCUGACUCGUUGAACUCGGGGACAGCUAGCCCUGGUCUACAGAGACACUUUGCCACACCCCCUGGCAGUCGCUCCGGGAGCUCUCCCCUGUCAUGUAGUAGUUCCACUGGUCCAGUGCAAUCCCCCAUUCAUCAAGGCUUUUUACCUGGUCAGGGACAGAAUCAAGCUUUAUGGGUGGCCUCUGAUUACAGGAAUAUACCUCCAGGUGCAAUUAUAAUUAACCCUCAGACAGGUCAGCCUUACUCCAACCCUGAUGGCAGUGUGUACACGUACAAUCCUAACCUGCCCCUCCCUAAUGGUCAACCCCCCACAUCAAUGUUCCAGACUCAAGAGGCCUGGACACAAAGUUCGGUUAAUGAUGGGAUGAAUGGAACAGAGUUGUGUAAGCAUCUGUCAGCAAUGAACCUAAGUCAGCAGUCCUCCCUUGACAGUGUGGGGGAACCUCCAGGCCCACAGCCAAGCAUCCAGUUUAUUGUUGGGGGACAGAAUCAAGUACCAUCUGUUAACUUACCUCAGCAAUCUUAUCCUAUGGCACAGCCUCCAUUUUAUCAGGGUCCUCAGAACAUAAAUGGACAGCCUGCUGUGAGAUACGUGUACCCAGUGAAUUGUCAGAAUCAGUGCCAGCAUCAGAUGUCUGGUGAUAUGCAAAAUCAAACUUUCCCCCCAAGUUCCACUCAAGGAUUUGGGAACCAGUAUGGAGCAUCUUACAACUCGUAUCCUGUAAUGGCAAGUCAGGCAAUGGAAAGCUUUGUAAACUACUCACAGACUACAUAUCCUGUAGGUCAAGGUGAAAACAACGUGACAUAUUCCUCUUAUCCCGUGCAAUAUUCCUCAGGGCAGCAGCCUCAGCCCCAGCAAGUGUUUUAUCCGAGUACACCAAACAUACAGCAAGGAAUGACAAAUUACACGUUUGGAACAAAUCAAGGACAUUACCAGACCUCCCCACCUAGUCAACAGACUCUUCCCAGUGCUAAUGGACAUUUACAGACUGUACCCCAGGGUUCAGGGGUUAUUCCCAUCCCAGGAAACCUCCCCACCCCCACCUCAUCCCAGUUUGUGUAUCCCCAAAUUCCUCAAUUCCAAGGUCAGCCCAGAGUGGCCAGCCCUCAAAUCGUGCAGUAUCAAAAUGUGCCGAGCCAGCCUGGACUGAACCCCACAGGAAAUCCUACCCAGCCAUUUCCCAUCCUUCGUGGCCUGCAGAUGAACAUGCAGAUACCCCAGAUUCCAGGUGUGGUGUCACAAACACAGAGCGUUCCACCAGGAGGCCCGGUGACUGUCAGUGCUAAAGGAUGCACGUUUGAAAAUACACUGCCAAAAAAGGACUUUGAUAAGCAGGAGUAUGUUUUAGGGGGAAUAGGAAGCUUAGGAUCCCCUCUAGUGACAGGACCCCGACCUCUAGGACAAAUUCUUAGACCCCCUACACAGACAGACCUUCAGUUAAUAGGACAACCUAGUAUACGUCCACAAAUUCCACUACAGCCUGUUCUUCAUCAGCAAAAACCAAGAAUGUCAAAUCAGCCCAGUAGUAAACCUCAGAAACUAAGAAAAGUGGGCAGCAAAGAAGGCUCGGAAUCGUGCUCCUCCCCUCAGAAUGUGGAGUGUGAGAGUCCCUCAGUUGAGUUCUUAGAAGUUCAUGGAAUAUCAUCAGAUCUCUCCCGAGAAGAAAUUACGGAGAUGUUAUCUGAUUUAACAUCACUAGGAGUUCAAAUUGAGGUUCACAAUGAAGAAAGUGAAACAAGGACAAUUCUAGCCUUGCUACCAAGCAACCUAGCUGCAGCUGAUCUCAUACAAACCCAUAAUAACGGAAAUUAUCAGCUCCGAUUGUGCAAUUCUGAUAUAUAGCUAGAACAAAUUAUAGGAUGAUAUUUUUAUAUACUUCAGUUUUAGUGAAGAUCAUGUGCAGUGAAAAACCUCAGUGAAAUUUGUUCCGAUUUAGAAAACACAGCUGAUGGAUGAGGGCAUAUAGAAAUUAUUGUAUUUCGCUGUGUUUAAUGGAUUCUAAAGGUCAACAUUUUAACAAUGAAAAUAGUAUUUUUACAGUCCAUGUUUAAAUAUUGUUGUUAGGUUUAUACUUAAUAUAUAUUAUAUAUCUAUAUCCGAGUUGAUUUUGAAAAUAUUUAGUGUGUCUAUUAAUAACGAAACCUGUUAUAUUUCUUUUUUAAAUUUCAAUAGGAACUAUUCUUUUUUUUAGCAUCUGAAAUCUGAUAUUCCUGUAUAACAUCAGGGUGUACCUUGGAAUCUCGUUUUUACUCUUUAACCUAGGGUAUAUGUAACUGUUCUGUGUUAAGUCGUAAAUAAUGUCGGAACCUUGGUAAUUAAACUUGUGUUUUCCAAUAUUUCCCCCUCGUCUGUCCCUCUGUCAUGUUUACUCCCCUUCAUCAUAUUCUUAUUCGUAGAUAUUUAAAAAAAACUUGUUCUUCAGAAUUUUACAUAACUUUUCUUUAAACACUCAUUGGAAAAUCAUUUCUGAAAAUGAAAACGGUCAAAUAUUGAUGAAGCAGAAUUUAAGAAUAUUCAGAUUUCUCUUGGAUUUGUAUAUUGUCAUUCAUUAACAUUUGGUGAAGAAUCCAUGACAGCUUAGUUUAUUGUUGAAAUUCUUACAAAAGGAGAAAAAUUACACAGUAUGUUGAUUCCCAAUAAGUUUAUUUUCUAUGCACCCUACCAAUGUGCCUGGUUCUGCUGUUGUUGUCAUCGUCUAAGAAACCACUCAGUAUUGAUGUAAGAAAUUCUGUGUACCAGAGUUUAUGAUAUUGGUGUGAUCUUUUUUUUCGUAAAGUUUCUAUAACACACAUACUGUUUAGUUCUGUAAACGAUGGGAUCAUUUUUCGUUUGUUCUUUAUUUUUGUGAUCUCCGAAUGUUGCUUUAAGUAUGUGCAUCAUUUGCAAAGAGCAGUACCUCUUUCUGAUAAAGGCCUCCUGACUUUCGCACUCGACGUAAAACUCCUUUAUGAUUAAGUACACUGCUGCUCUGUCAUUGGAUGAUUACCAAGAGCUGAAAUUUGACAAAAAAAAAAGUGUGCUGGACUGAUGUUGUACGUGAGUAGUUUAUCUGUAACCCUGUCGAGCAGUCUUUUACAAAGUCGCUUUGUGUGUAGAAUCUUGAUGAAGUAGGUGUAAAUUUCUACACUACGAAAUAAUCAAAAACUUCUAUAAGCAGAUGCCUUCAUAAAUGAAUCAAAGUGUACUUUCAACUCAGGUUAACUUGUAUUUAUUUGCCAAUGUAAAUCAUGCUUUUAUUAUCUGUGGACAACAGUGUUACAGAAAAUAUUUUCAACUGAAACAUACAGUAAAAUUUUAUGAAUAUUUAAAAUAAAUUUACUUGAAGCAGGUUGUUUCAGAAAUGACUAUUUUUACAGAAUAGAAGAACCAAACACGAUUCACAUUGCCCAUGUGAGUGAAACAUUACCAGAGUCCAAAGCCAGAUGUAAUAAUCUUAUCAGACUACCUUGUCCUUCAUUUAUAUGUGUCAUAAGUUGGCUUUGAUUCUACUGUUCUGUGAUAGCGAAUGCAGUUGUGAAAUUGUUUAUGUGUUAUGUGUAUUUUCAUUGUCACCAACAAUUCAGUCUGUUUUAGUCAAUUUUUUAAAAAUUUUUGUUGAUAAUAAAAAGUCUACUGCAUUGCAA
Messenger RNA from Saccostrea echinata, 5094 nucleotides. Its product is annotated as cAMP-regulated phosphoprotein 21-like. Gene Ontology annotation, molecular function: nucleic acid binding. The record is from RefSeq and is a predicted model, not a curated record. The coding region runs from base 260 to 3313 and encodes 1017 amino acids. The transcript is spliced from 20 exons. NCBI's taxonomy places the organism in Eukaryota, Metazoa, Mollusca, Bivalvia, Ostreida, Ostreidae.